Molecule: messenger RNA, 3627 nt
Organism: Xyrichtys novacula (pearly razorfish)
Lineage: Eukaryota; Metazoa; Chordata; Actinopteri; Labriformes; Labridae
Source: the annotation of a GenBank genome assembly
AUGGCGAUUGCCCACGUCGCCACCGAGUACGUUUUCUCGGACUUUUUGUUGAAGGACCCCACGGAGACGAAGUACAAAGGGGUGCGUCUGGAGCUGGCGGUGGACAAAAUAGUCACGUUUGUAGCGGUGGGGUUGCCUUUGUUUCUCAUCUCACUCGCUUUCGCUCAAGAGGUGUCUGUUGGUGAGUUAAUGAUAUGCGACUUGAUCAUCCGAUUUAACAUUUGUAGUCAGGGAAAUGUUUUCAUAUAGUGUGUUUGUGUAUUUACUUCUGCUGAACACUUGGUUCAAAUUGUGAAAGCAAUGUGAAAAUAUUAAAAAUAUGGGUGGAGAUAUCCUUUUUGAUGGAUGCUCUGAAGAAGCGUGUGAAUGUCGAAGAAGGUGUGGUUUAAGUCUCCACCCUGCUGGUUUACUAAUGCUCUGCAAUGAUGCACUUAAACUGAUGACUGGGAUGGUUGUGGAUAUUAUGGUCUGACUCUAAGAGCAUAAAAGCCUCAUAUAGGCUGCAUACACUCUCCUCCUGCUGCCUCCCGAGCUGCUGUCAAAUAUCACUUAAGUUGCCCACACAUCUGAAAUCAAGUUACUGUGGAGUAACAAGGAAUGGACAGAUAAGCAGAGAAGACAUGUGGUUUAUCUGUAGUGUUAAACAAGAUACUGUAUCUGCAGCAGCAUAAUCUUCUUAGGAUAUAACACCAACAGUCUGUUGUUGUUGUUGUCAGCAUUAUCUGCACUGAGAGACCCCAGACAGUUCCUUGACUGCAAACCUGGAGAGAAUUUUAAUUGUAAUGCUAAUCCAGUAUAUUUUGUGGGUAACGAUCAUAUGGUCAUAACACAACAAUCAGUCAGUCAGAGCAGGAGAUGUAGAAGCAGGGAUGUACAAGAAGCUCAAUUCUUAUCAACAUUCACAAGGCUGUUGCUUCAUGAUGUACUUACUCUGUGUAAGUUUAUUUUACAAUCUAAUUAUACUUUUGAUUUAAGAGAAACAGGGCAAACUGUUCACCAUCGAGGAUUACAAUGCUUCGAUACAGUGCUCACAAUUCUGAAGUAUGGCAGCGUCUGUGCAGCCUUCUGCCUAUUUAGGUCACUUCUGAGUUGUCCAUGCCUAAUUGAACUUUCCAUUGUACACCCACCAUAUAGGGGAAGGCAUCAUUAGUACACAAAGUAGAUGAGCAGGAGGGUUUGUAACACAUAAUUAGGACAUAGCUGCAGAAAAGAAGGGGUGACAGCUUUUGAAGUGCAUGUUUCUUUUUCGUGAAUUCAUCAUAUCGCCUGUCCUCUUUGACGAAUUCUUUGAUUUCAUUCAGGUACUCAGAUCAGCUGCUUUGCUCCCCCUACAUUCUCGUUGAGACAGGCUUCAUACAUGGACUCAUUCUGCUGGGCAGCAGUACAGCAACAGACGGACAGCUCGCCACUAUGGCUGCACAAAGUAAGGGCACCCCUCACCACAUCUACUUCUGAGUAGUACUGCUGACAGUGUUUUAGGAUGCCUUUAUCAGGUUUUAUACGACUGAAUCAAUUUGCUUUAAUCAAUAAAUGACUAUCAGUGACAAUUCUGAUAUUUCAUAUUUCUUUUUUAUUUAGAGACAAUGAAUUCCAUGUCACUGUUCAAAAUCAAGUCCUCCUUUACUGUUAGGGUGAUUUUCUUUAGCCAGUCAUGUCAGCCUUUAGAGUGGUGGAGCUGUGUCACUCAAAUACCGUGGAUACUUUGGUGCUAGAUUUCUGGAGCCCUGGGCCUCUGACGACUAUCCUCAACAAGGACCUUGUACCCAUGUUUAACAUCACUCAGGCUCCCAAAAUAUGUUGUGCAACAAGAUGCAAGCAGAAUGUGUGGAAACGUGGAUGACUAUAUAUACCUGAACAGUCUCAGACCAAUCUUCGUUACACUUGUGGCAUAAUGAAGCUUUAACCCAGAUCUGCAACCAGUAAAGCUUGUCAAAAUGAUCAUUUGUGUGGACCCUCCAUUCUUUAAAGUGUGAACAUGGGCUAGGCAUCCUCACAUUUACUCACACAACUUCUUCUUCUCUGUUUUCUCACUCUCUGUUAUUCCCUCAGUUCUUCCCAUACAUUCUGCUCUUACUGGCCAUCCUCUUGUAUAUCCCGGCCUUGUUCUGGCGUUUCACUGCAGCUCCACACCUUUCUUCUGACCUCAACUUCAUUAUGGAGGAGCUGGACCGCUUUUACAAUCGUGCUAUCAAGCUGGCUAAGAAUCUCGUAUCCAUAGAUGGCAGAGAUACACCCGAGGACACCAAGAGGUAAAUAUUCUUUUCGUACAAGAGUCCAUAUCUGCUGUGUCACAAGCACUUGUUAAAAGAUAUGAUAUUUGUUUUAAAGAAAUGUUUCAUUGCUAUGUUAAAAAUGUUGGUUUACAGGUGUUGUAAGGAAUCACAUAUUUUAUAGUGUUUGCUAUAAUAACUAGAAUUAGUACUUUAGUUAUAUACAUUUCUAUAGUUUAAAUAUUCUGUCACAUAUUCGAAGUUGAAUGAAUCUUAAAGUUUAGUGUGUGGUUAACAUGCAUGGAAAAGACAAUGCUCAUUUAACCUUGUUUUUGCACAAAUGCAGGAAUAUAAAACACAAAAUGAUGCUGAUAUUAAUUUUAACUAGAACCCUAUCUAUCACUGACCAUCUACAUGACUUACCAAUUGACCCAUUUAUCAUAUAAAGGUAUUUGUUAAGAAAACUUAACAUAGACAGAUUUGAUAGAUUGGACUGAAAACAACACAAACAAAAAUAUUUUAAACUUUUAAGAAAAAAAAAGUGUCAUGUCAUAUUUCCAUCAGAUUUUCCUGUUAUUGCGUGGAACUGUACUUCUUGCUGAAUUCUUAAGUUAAAUAGUAUAUCUUAGAUUGUUUGUCAUUAUUUGAUUCAGUCAUGUGUGUCCUUGUUUUGCAGUGCUUUGGACCUUACAGAGGCGUGUUUCAAAUACCCUUUGGUGGAGCAGUAUCUCAAGACCAAACGUUUCUCUCACUGCCUUGUGGUCAAGUAUCUUUUAUGUCGGGGUUUGACAUUACUGAUUCUCCUGUUGGCCUGCGUUUACCUUGGCUACUACAUCCGCCUGGCUUCUUUCACCGAUGAGUUUGCAUGUGACCUGCGUACGGGGAUGCUGAAGAACGACAGCGUGGUGCCGCCUGCUGUGCAGUGCAAGCUUGUGGCAGUGGGUGUCUUCAGGCUGCUCAGCUACAUCAACCUGGGGGUGUAUGUGCUUCUUGUUCCAGUGGUGGUGUACGCUGCUCUCGGACCAGCUCACCAGAGCUCUGUUUUUCUCCGGCCUUAUGAUUUACUGCCAGGCUUUGGCACUUUAGGUGUUGUUACACCCGUCUACAACGACCUCAGCAUCUAUCUGCUGUUCCUGCGGGAGAAUCUCAGUGAACUCAAGUCAUACAAGUGUCUUCAGGUAAGUCACAGCACAGAUCAUGUGUCCAGUAUGUUAUUUCAGAAGUGUCACUUAGUUGACUGUGGUGUUAUGUCUUUUUUUUUUUACAGGUGCUUGAGUUGUUGCAAGAGGCUGGUGGGGAAGGGUUCGACACCAUGUGCCUUCUGAGAACUCUGGGUCAGGUGAAGACCGAUGUGUUAGACAGUAAGAAGAUAUGCCUGCUCAGGAACAACAAAGAAAAUUCUACAUGUGAGGCAUAA